Molecule: messenger RNA, 2286 nt
Organism: Cyprinodon variegatus (sheepshead minnow)
Lineage: Eukaryota; Metazoa; Chordata; Actinopteri; Cyprinodontiformes; Cyprinodontidae
Gene: spryd4
Product: SPRY domain-containing protein 4-like
Exons: 2
Coding region: 29-703 (224 amino acids)
Molecular function (GO): protein binding
Source: RefSeq, a predicted model, not a curated record
ACGUGUGAGCAGCUGCAGGAGGAAAAACAUGGCGAUGCCCGUAAGAAUCUGCCCUUUCUUUCGCUGGACAGGACGGAUAGUGUCCUCACUUUCUGCAGGACACAUUCUGGAAGUCAGUCUGCCAGCGAGGAGGCGCUUUAUAUCCACCUCAACGGCAAUCAACCUUCAGUUCAGGCUCGAUGAACGCACAGCUCACAGCAGCCUGGACCUCUUCAAGAAAGACACCGGCAUCAUCUACCGCAUGCUUGGCCUGGACCCCUCCCACGUUAAAGAGGACCCCGAGCGAUUCCGAGAGUGGGCUGUCGUGUUUGGCGACAAAAAGAUAAGCAGCGGACGACACUAUUGGGAGGUCACGGUUAAAAAGUCCCAGGAGUUUCGUUUGGGGGUCGCAGAUGCACUGAUGUCCAGAGACGAGUGUGUGGGUAAUAACAGCUCCUCCUGGGUGUUCGGCUAUGCUCAGAGGAAGUGGUUCGCCAUGACCAACAGUAAGGUGGUUCCUGUGACGCUGGUGGGAAAACCGGAUCGAGUGGGGAUCCUGCUCGACUAUGAAGCAGGGUUCCUGGGGCUGGUGGACAUUGAGAAACCCAGAAUCAUUCACACUAUCAAAGCUGAGUUCAUGGCUCCUGUGUGCCCCGCAUUUGGACUUUGGGACGGGGAACUCCUAACGCAUUCUGGUGUGGAAGAGCCAGAAGGCCUGGAAUGAAGAUGUGUUAACAGAUGACUGCCAUGGCUUAUCAGGGCAACUUUAUUAUUGUCCUAAAUAAAUGUGCCUGACAUGCAGCAAUAGGACUUAACUACAGAUGAUAAUUAAUACUGUGGUCCACUAUAUCAUCACAUCAAAUGAUGCAAACUCAUCCUGUGGUCUUUCUUCAAGACUUGAGCUCUUUUGUACUUGUAAUGGAAUUUGUCUCAGACACUAGAUGAGGAAACAAGAACGUGUGGUUUUCAUAAUCAUUGGCUGCCUAUAUUUUCUUAUGCCUGUUGCCUGUGGUGGUUUUCUCCACACAUAUACGACAUCAAACAGAACAGAACCUCAUUCUGUUCAGAUUCAAACCAUAUACUUUUUAAUAAAAUAACUUCAUUGAAGUCUUCCACAUUUUCUUUUUUUAUUUACAGCAAGACAUUUACAUUAAACAGAAGAAUUGUACAAAGAUUAUUCAAAAAAAAACUACUUAUUUGUAUACACAAAAAGACUCCUAGGUAUAUUUCAGUUUAUCAUAUUAUAUAUAUAAUUUAAAAUGCAUAUGUAAGGUGCGUUUGUAUAAACUACUAACCCGUAUGUCCACAUGAAUCUAAAUAUUUUAAGAUAUACUGCUUAAAUGCACAGUUGGAUUUUUCUAUUAAUUUUAAUAAGACAUAUUUCCAGAGAUGCACCAAUUGGGUUUUUUCGUGGCUGAUACUUGCUUUGGGGUUUCUUUUAUAUCUGGCCUGCCGAACCUGAUUUUCAGAUACUUAUACGUUUUUUUAUUUCUUUAUUUUUUUUUUAAGAUUAUAAGACUAACGAGCAUGAAAAAAAUUACACGACCAUCACUGUUAAUGAUCGGAGUCUGUAACCUUUAUAUUAUUUUAUUGAACUCAAACUUGGAUCGAAGUGUUUGCUGUUAUUUAACAUAGUCCCAAAAAAUUGGAAAUUAAUAUUUUGAUUAAUGCAUUGCUGCAUGCAGUGGAUCUCAAAGGUACAAACUACCCUUUUUUUAGUGUCCAGAUUCUUAACAUUAAUAGUAAAAUCAUCAUGAAUUGUUUUCCAAAUAGUUUCUUAUUUUUUACACAUCCUGUUCAAUUCAGUUUAAAAAACAAACCAACCUAUAGGUGGAAAUGCAGAGUAAGACAGUGUUACAAUAUGAUAAAAUCAAUUCGCUGACUGAUCUGCUGUAUUUGACCACAUGUGGAAAUAAACCAGGUAUGCUGAACACUAUUCUUUUUAUCUAAAUUCAAAUCAAACAACUUUGCAGAAGAACAUGAUCUUAACUUUUUAAUUCUCAUCUCCUUUCCUAAAAUAUAUUGCUGUGUUUUUCAGUUGAACUGCAUGAAAUAAAGAUCAUAUUAAAGAUGGGAGUGCAGAAAUAAUUUAUUUUAGAGAAUAAAUAUUUUUUUUUUUUUUUUACAUUUUAAAAAUGAAGAAUCCUAACAGGAUAUUUAGAGAAUCCCUGUAUGCCCUGGUCUUAACAAGCAAUGAGAUACUGGCUAAAACUGGCUGGUUGAAUUAUUUUUAACAGCAAUAUUGGCCCAGAAUCUCCCAAUUGAUGCAUCCCAAUAAACAAAUAAAACGACAAAAAAAAAAAAAGG